AUUCCAGCACAUGAAGGGAUUGAAAAAUGACAAUUGCAAUGCAUGAUAAUUUUGCCCCCAUCCCUAAUGAGGAUGAGGCAGACUCAACCAAAAGGGGGGUUGGGUUGGAGGCUGAGAUCCCACUCCUUCAUGAUGACGGUAUAGGCACAAGGUUGCGUGACUUCUCGAUCUACCACCUCCAUUACACUCCGGCGCAGCAGGUGGCGGCAGAGAGCUGCCCACAAGUAAAAAGCGCAAUGUCGUUUUGGAAAACGAGACAUCAUCCAAUCACCGUAGACCUCAGAAGUGCCGGGGUAAAAUUGGUUGCCAUGGAAGCGGAGGGCUUUGGAGAACUCCUGCAGCAGGCAGAGCAGCUUGCAGCAGAGACUGAGGCCGUGUCUGAGCUUCCUCAUGUUGAGAGGAACCUUCAGGAGAUCCAGCAGGCUGGAGAGAGGCUACGCUCCCGCACCUUAACUCGAACAUCACAAGACGCUGCUGACGUGAAAGCGUCCAUCCUCCUUGGGUCCAGAGGCCUGGACAUCUUCCACAUCUCCCAGCGUCUGGAGAGCCUGAGUGCUGCCACCACCUUUGAACCUCUAGAGCCAGUGAAGGACACUGACAUCCAGGGCUUUCUGAAGAAUGAGAGGGACAAUGCGCUGCUCUCUGCCAUCGAGGAGUCACGUCGCAGGACGUUCCUCUUGGCAGAGGAGUACCACCGCGAGUCCAUGCUGGUUCAGUGGGAGCAGGUGAAGCAGAGAGUACUGCACACCCUGUUGGGAGCAGGGGAAGAUGCUCUGGACUUCAGCCAAGACAUAGAGCCCAGCUUUGUGAGUGACGCAGGAGUUCCUGGACGGAGUGCUCUUGACAGUGUGGAGGUGGCCUAUGGACGACAGAUCUACAUUUUUAAUGAGAAGAUAGUGAAUGGACAUGUCCAGCCAAACCUGGGAGACCUCUGUGCCUCAGUGGCAGACAGCCUGGAUGACAAGAAUGUGUCGGACAUGUGGUUAAUGGUGAAGCAGAUGACAGACGUGCUGCUGGUCCCAGCCAAAGACACGCUGAAGAGCCGCACGGCCUUGGACAUGCAGAUGGCUUUCGUCACGCAGGCCCUGCAGUUCCUGCAGAACAGCUAUAAGAACUACACCAUGGUGACGGUGUUUGGGAACCUGCACCAGGCCCAGCUAGGAGGAGUCCCUGGCACCUAUCAGCUGGUGCGCAGCUUCCUCAACAUCAAACUGCCAGGGCCUCUGCCAGGCAUGCAGGAUGGUGAGGUGGAGGGUCACCCAGUCUGGGCUCUGAUCUACUACUGCCUGCGCUGUGGGGACCUGGGGGCUGCCAUGCAGGUGGUGAACCGGGCUCAGCACCAGCUGGGAGACUUCAAGACCUGGUUCCAGGAGUACAUGAACAGCCCUGACAGACGCCUGGCCCCCGCCACAGAGAACAAGCUGCGUCUCCACUACCGCAGAGUGCUGAGGAACUGUGCUGACCCCUACAAGAGGGCCGUCUACUGCCUCAUCGGGAAGUGUGACAUCGCAGACAACCAUGGAGAGGUGGCCGACAAGACCGAGGACUACCUGUGGCUUAAGCUCAACCAGGUGUGCUUCGAUGACGACGGCAGCAGUGCUCCUCAGGAUAGACUGACAUUGGCCCAGCUACAGAAACAGCUUCUAGAGGACUACGGAGAGUCCCACUUCUCAGCCAGCCAACAGCCGUUCCUGUACUUCCAGGUGCUGUUCCUCACGGCCCAGUUUGAGGCUGCUGUGGCCUUCCUGUUCCGGGUGGAGCGUCUACGCAGUCAUGCAGUUCACGUGGCUCUGGUUCUCUACGAGCUACGGCUGCUGCUCAAGUCAUCAGGGCAGAGCGCACAACUGUUGAGUCAGGAAGCUGGGGACCCCCCUAUGGUGCGUCGGCUCAACUUCAUCCGGCUGCUCAUGCUCUACACGCGCAAGUUUGAGUCCACAGACCCCCGGGAGGCUCUACAGUACUUCUACUUCCUACGGAAUGAAAAAAACAACCAAGGAGAGAACAUGUUCAUGUGCUGUGUUAGCGAGCUGGUGAUUGAGAGUCGAGAGUUUGACAUGCUUCUAGGAAGACUGGAAAAAGAUGGCAGCAGAAAGCCUGGAGUGAUUGAUAAAUUUGCCGGAGACACUCGAGCCAUUAUCACAAAAGUGGCGCUGGAGGCUGAGAACAAGGGCCUGUUUGAGGAAGCAGUAAGACUGUAUGAGCUGGCCAAGAAUCCAGACAAGGUCUUAGAGCUGAUGAACAGGCUGCUGAGUCCUGUUAUCGCCCAAGUCAGCGCUGCCCAGUCCAACAAGGAGAGACUGAAGAACACUGCUGUUGCCAUCGCUGAGCGGUACCGGACCCAGGGUGUUGCUGGAGAGAAGUCUGCAGACAGCACCUUCUACCUGCUGCUGGACCUCAUGACCUUCUUUGAUGAGUACCAUGCUGGAAACAUAGACCGGGCCUACGAUGUGAUGGAGAGACUGAAGCUGGUCCCUCUGAGUCAAGACAGUGUGGAGGAAAGGGUUGCUGCAUUUCGCAAUUUCAGUGAUGAGGUCAGGCAUAAUCUGUCGGAGGUACUCCUGGCCACCAUGAAUAUCCUGUUCACGCAGUGCAAGCGCCUGAAGGGGGCCGCAGCAGGAACCCCAGGUCGACCACAGAGGUCCAUCGAGGACAGAGACUCGCAGCUGCGCAGCCAAGCCCGUGCACUGAUCACGUUUGCUGGGAUUAUCCCGUACCGCAUGGCAGGCGACACCAAUGCCCGGCUGGUGCAGAUGGAGGUCCUGAUGAACUGACCCCAAAAUACCUUCAAGCCCCAGCCAUACCCACCCUUUUCAUCAACUGUCAGAUUUUGUUUUGCUUCGUCCCCAUUUUAUGUUUCUUUGUCCUUAUUUGUUGCUCCAUAUUUGUAUUUUUUUUUCCAAAAAUUCAAUAAAAUGUCAGUUAAAUUUAA
Oncorhynchus nerka (sockeye salmon) is the source of this 2929-nucleotide messenger RNA. RefSeq names its product nuclear pore complex protein Nup93. Gene Ontology annotation, molecular function: structural constituent of nuclear pore. Gene Ontology annotation, biological process: poly(A)+ mRNA export from nucleus; protein import into nucleus. The record is from RefSeq and is a predicted model, not a curated record. Gene Ontology annotation, cellular component: nuclear pore. The transcript is spliced from 21 exons. Bases 27 to 2771 code for a protein of 914 amino acids. NCBI's taxonomy places the organism in Eukaryota, Metazoa, Chordata, Actinopteri, Salmoniformes, Salmonidae.